AUGGACGAUGCCGCGGUCCUAAGGAAGAAGGGUUACAUCGUGGGAAUCAACCUGGGCAAGGGCUCCUACGCAAAAGUCAAGUCUGCCUACUCUGAGCGCCUCAAGUUCAAUGUGGCAGUGAAGAUCAUAGACCGCAAGAAAACACCCACUGACUUUGUGGAGAGAUUCCUUCCUAGGGAGAUGGACAUCCUGGCGACCGUCAAUCACCGUUCCAUCAUUAAGACCUAUGAGAUCUUUGAGACCUCUGAUGGACGCAUCUACAUUGUCAUGGAGCUGGGUGUCCAGGGCGAUCUCCUCGAAUUCAUCAAGUGCCGAGGAGCCCUGCAUGAGGAUGUGGCACGCAAAAUGUUCCGCCAGCUCUCCUCAGCCGUCAAGUACUGCCACGAUCUGGAUGUCGUCCACCGAGACCUCAAGUGCGAGAACCUUCUGCUCGACAAGGACUUCAACAUCAAGCUGUCUGACUUCGGCUUCUCCAAGCGCUGCCUGCGGGACGGGAGCGGGCGCAUCGUCCUCAGCAAAACCUUCUGUGGGUCAGCAGCUUAUGCGGCCCCUGAGGUGCUGCAGGGCAUCCCCUACCAGCCCAAGGUGUAUGACAUCUGGAGCCUGGGUGUGAUCCUCUACAUCAUGGUCUGUGGCUCCAUGCCCUACGAUGACUCUGACAUCAAAAAGAUGCUGCGCAUCCAGAAGGAGCACAGAGUGGACUUCCCACGCUCCAAGAACCUGACUGGUGAGUGCAAGGACCUCAUCUACCGUAUCCUACAGCCAGAUGUCAACCGGCGGCUGCACAUUGAUGAGAUCCUUAGCCAUUCGUGGCUACAGCCCCCCAAGCCCAAAGCCAUGUCUUCUGCCUCCUUCAAGAGGGAGGGGGAGGGCAAGUAUCGAGCUGAGUGCAAGUUAGAUACUCGACCAGGCUCAAGACCUGAACACCGACCUGACCACAAGCUGGGGCCUAAACCCCAGCACCGGCUGCUGGUUGCACCGGAGAAUGAAGACAGGAUGGAGGAGAGGCUGGCUGAGACUUCCAGAGCUAAAGACCAUCAUGUCUCUGGAGCUGAGGUGGGGAAAGCAAGUACCUAG
Psammomys obesus (fat sand rat) is the source of this 1077-nucleotide messenger RNA. RefSeq names its product testis specific serine kinase 2 (gene Tssk2). Bases 1 to 1077 code for a protein of 358 amino acids. The record is from RefSeq and is a predicted model, not a curated record. Gene Ontology annotation, cellular component: cytoplasm. Lineage: Eukaryota; Metazoa; Chordata; Mammalia; Rodentia; Muridae. The transcript has a single exon. Gene Ontology annotation, biological process: intracellular signal transduction; microtubule cytoskeleton organization; protein phosphorylation. Gene Ontology annotation, molecular function: ATP binding; protein serine/threonine kinase activity; tau-protein kinase activity.